AUGACCUCCAACCAAACAGUGACUGAGCCGUGCCUUACGCCUAGCAAGCUGGCAAAGCUACCUCUACCUACCUUGCUAUUACGCAAAGGGCCCACUGUAACCGCACCUACCUUUCCUUGCCGAUUUGACAUCUGCAACUUCUUUUUCCACCUCACUCUCCAACAUCCCAUCCCGCCUUCCACCUUACCUUCAACACUAGGCACUCGUUGCGAUCGACGGCUUGAUCUCACCGCCUGCUACUCGCGAGGAUUUUACGAUCUUGAGUCUGAGCGACACGCACUUUUAACAGGACGACCCGAACAUACAUUGCUUGGCAAAGCUAUUGUCACGGAAGCCCGUGAGGACGACCUGCACCCGGCCUCGCACUUCUGUGCCUUUCUACCCCAAGCUUUCUCGUCAUCGCCUGGUCGAUUUCUUUUCACGUUUUGA
Colletotrichum abscissum is the source of this 429-nucleotide messenger RNA. RefSeq lists its product as uncharacterized. Lineage: Eukaryota; Fungi; Ascomycota; Sordariomycetes; Glomerellales; Glomerellaceae. The transcript has a single exon. The record is from RefSeq and is a predicted model, not a curated record. The coding region runs from base 1 to 429 and encodes 142 amino acids.